GUCCGAGGGAGACAGAGACCAACAAGCUCCCAGCCAAACAAGAGCUAAAUUCCUCCUCCAGAAAUUUCUCAUUUUUAAACAUUUUCAAAUUUUCAUCAAGUUCACAUUGCGAAAAAAGACCAGAACGUUGCAAACGUAAAGAAAUCUGAACGUCGCUUGAAAAUCUUGGAGAAGAAGGUUGAAAGGCAGGAUUCGAGGAGAAGAAGGUCUUGUUACUCAAUAACCAACUGCAUCCAGAGCAAACGCCUUACGCCUAAAUUUGAAGGAGUCGUUGAGAAAGGGAUCGAUGCAUUUUAAGGGGGCAACUUCCGAGCAGAACGAGACGUUGUCCUUGGACGGGAUGGAGGUCAACCAGAAAGCGGUCAAACGACAGAAGGCCCUCGUCCCCACGAAGGAGAAAGUCGACAAGGGGGAAAGUUCUCAAGAUAAUGGACGACUUCCUCCUCACUCCGUCCAAACACCACGUGGCGAUAACCAUGUGCACUCUCAGUCAUCCAACAUCACGUUAUCCAAAGCCAAGAAAAUCUUCCCAUGCAAAACGUGCCUCCGUCCCUUCACCAACGGAACCAGUGCUCACCUCCACGCCCGCACCCAUCUCAACUCCCACGAGCUGGAGAAGACCUCAGUUUUCCAUGUGAAAUGUCCCCACUGCGCAAAAGCAUUCUUCCAUCGUCGCCACUUUACCGACCACGUGAACGCGCACGAGGGUCGGAAGAACCACGUCUGUCCCGUUUGCAAGCAGAAGUUCACCCGGAAAGCAACUUUGGCCGGUCAUUUCAUCGUCCACAUGAGCCGCGAGGAGCGCGCGGCGGUGCAGCUGGGAUGGCGACACGGCUGCUACUUCUGCAGCAAACAUUUCAAAAGUCAAUCCCAUCUCAGUUGUCAUUUUGUGACUCACACGAAGGAAAAAGUGGGCUGGAAGUGUCACGUCUGUAGGAAAACUUUCUCCUCCAAAUAUUCCCUCAUCAGACAUCGGUUCGCCCAUCUCUCCGAGGACGAGAAGGUCGCUCUCGUGAAACAGGGGUCGAGUCGAGUCUGCCUAUUUUGCCGCAAGAUAUUCCCCGACAACGACACUUAUCACAUUCACCUGGUCUCCCACACGAAGGAGAAACCCUUUCCCUGCGACCAGUGUGGGGCGCUGUUCGGUCAUCAGAGUGUCUUAAACUUGCAUAAGCGGCUUCACAGCGCGGAUCCGCGACCAUUCCAGUGCUCCGCGUGCGAGCAGGCCUUCACUACGAAACAAUAUCUGGGCAGCCACAAGAAGACGGUUCACCGGAAGGUGAAGGACUUCGCGUGCCCCGAGUGCGGCAAGAAGUUCGGCAUGAAAAGCAAUAUGGUGACACAUUUGAACAAUGUUCACGUCAAAAUUCGGCACCCUUGCCCCCACUGCGGGCACAUAUUCACGCAGAAAGGCAACCUUGGGAGGCAUUUGAAGAAGCUUCAUCCCCAAGAGUAAAGUCCUUCCUUUGUCGACUGACCCCUCGUCAAAUUUCAUUUAAUGUUUCCAUGCGUUAGAUUUUUAUAUGUUCCCAAUGUCACCAUUUGUGACGAGAUAAUUCUUCUUGUACGACUGAUAAAAAUGGAAUAAUUGAAUUGUUAAGAUGUAAACAUGACCCGAUUUUUGUUACCGUUUUGACCACGACGAUUUUUACGUAGUAAAGUCAUUCUUUUUAUGCAAAA
This is a messenger RNA of Folsomia candida, 1680 nucleotides long. RefSeq names its product zinc finger protein 493. Gene Ontology annotation, cellular component: nucleus. The transcript is spliced from 2 exons. The coding region runs from base 287 to 1456 and encodes 389 amino acids. The record is from RefSeq and is a predicted model, not a curated record. Lineage: Eukaryota; Metazoa; Arthropoda; Collembola; Entomobryomorpha; Isotomidae.